AAGAAUAACUGUUUGCAGAGAAUAUGACGAUUGAUGAUGUUGUUGUCGAUGCUCUCCCUUACAUAGAUCAUGGAUAUGAUGAACCUGGAGUCAGGGAGGCUGCCCUUGCUAUGGUUGAGGAUGAAACUAGAAGAUACAGACCAACCAAAAACUAUUUGGAACAUCUACCAGCUCUGAAUUUGGGAUCGUUUGAAACCUCGUUGAUGAAGAAAGAGUUUGACCGGCUAGCUGCUAGACAACCAAUGGACACACUCAGUAUGAAGAGAUAUGAACUGCCAACACCUCCUGCCGGUAAAAUGACUGAUGUUCAGGCUUGGACUGAAUGUGUGGAUAACUCCAUGGCGCAGUUGGAACAUCAGAGAACAAGAAUUCUAAAUCUGGAUCUUAUGCUCGAAUAUGGAGGUGAGAGCUGGAAGAUUUACAAUGAUGUUUUACAAGAUCUAUUAAAUAAAGUUCAGACACAACUUGGGGAAGUUAAAAAGGAAAUACAGGAAGUAAACUGGUCAAGGAAGAAUCAACAGACACAAGUUGGAGAUAAGCUGAAGCAGCUUGAAUCUGACUGGGUUGGUCUUGUCAGUAAGAACUACGAGAUCGAGCAGGCACUUCUCACCAUGGAGUACGAGUACUCUAUCCUAGUGAAGCAACACACCAUGUAGUUCUGUACACUGUACCUGCAAUAUUCCCGCAUUUUCUCAGUUAAACGUCAAUCGACGUUUUCUUUUUUUAAUUAAUUAUUCAUCUAAUUUUUGUACCUGGUUUCAGA
Messenger RNA from Eurytemora carolleeae, 763 nucleotides. It is a transcript of the gene BCAS2, whose product is annotated as pre-mRNA-splicing factor SPF27. The record is from RefSeq and is a predicted model, not a curated record. Gene Ontology annotation, biological process: mRNA processing. The transcript is spliced from 9 exons. NCBI's taxonomy places the organism in Eukaryota, Metazoa, Arthropoda, Copepoda, Calanoida, Temoridae. Gene Ontology annotation, cellular component: catalytic step 2 spliceosome; precatalytic spliceosome; Prp19 complex. Bases 24 to 656 code for a protein of 210 amino acids.